Messenger RNA from Anastrepha obliqua, 729 nucleotides. RefSeq lists its product as uncharacterized. The transcript has a single exon. Bases 1 to 729 code for a protein of 242 amino acids. The record is from RefSeq and is a predicted model, not a curated record. Lineage: Eukaryota; Metazoa; Arthropoda; Insecta; Diptera; Tephritidae.
AUGUCGACAACAUUUUACACACUCGUUGCAGUUGGCUUGUUGGCCUCAUUGAGUCAUGCCGAACCACCACGUCCACGUUUGCGUUUCCCAGGACCGGCCAACAAUCGGCCUCUGCCAUUUUUGGCUCGUCAAGAAUCAGUGCCAUCAACACCAUCCGAUCCAGCCCCUUAUCCACCAGCAGGUUUGAAGCCAGAACCCGCAUUUGAGUUGCCAGAGCCAUCAUACGGACCACCAGAACUGACCUAUGGACCUCCUGAAGAGACUUAUGGACCACCGGACCAAACCUACGGACCUCCAGAUCAAACGUACGGUCCACCCGAUGAGACCUAUGGACCACCAGAUCAGACCUACGGACCACCCGAUCAGACUUAUGGACCUCCUGCUGAGGAACCCCUUCCUGAACCUGUACCCUCCUAUGGGCCACCACCAGCUGCUCCUGCUGCCACAUAUGGCCCACCUGGUACACCUGCCGAUGAGUAUGGGCCACCACCGCCAGCCACCGUCGAUGUACCACAAACGGCAUCCAUCAUUGAUCCACGCGCUGUAUUCCCACAAACUGUUUUCACACUUCCACGAGUUGAACGGUUGGUAGCUUUCCGCCCCAGACGGCGUCCAGCACCAGCCAAGCUACGCCGUCCGGGUCCACUACAAAAACCCGCAAAGUUAACGCGUCCACGACCACAAACACAAAUACAACCUGCCAAAUUAGUUUUACGAAUUCAUCAUUAA